AUGUCAUUCAAUGAGCUCCGUGGCCGUCUGGCCCUCAUCACCGGCGCUUCGGGAGGAAUCGGAUCAGCCUGUGCAGACCAACUCGCACAACAUGGCGUCCACCUCGCGCUAACCUACUCAACGAACCUCGACGCCAUGAACGCGGUCGUAAAAGACUUGCAAUCCAAAUACGCAGAGCAAAAGCUGCGCAUCUCCAUCCACCAAGUCGACGUCGGAUCCGCCGACCAGAUUGAAUCCAUGUUCCAACAAAUCGACAAAGAGCACGGCCAGCGACCGGAUAUUCUCGUCUCCAAUGCUGGAUACGGCAAGCGCUUCCCAAACGUGUGGGAUAUUACCCUCGAGGAAUUCGACUACACGUUGAACAUUAACCUUCGCGCUUCGUUCAUCCUUGUUAAGGGUGUCGUGGAGCAUAUGAAGGCCCAGCGUUGGGGUCGUAUUGUGUUUAUGUCCUCGAUUGCUGCGCAAGGAGGAGGUAUUAAUGGCUGUCGUGAGUCUUACCCCAUCGCCGUCCUCCAUUCAGCUUGGCUCUGUUCAAUUCUAACCGCCUCUUCUUUAAAAGACUACGCCGCAUCCAAGGGCGGCCUCACCGGUAUGAUGAAGAAUUUAUCCACCCGCCUUGCCGAGUUCAACAUUAGCGUCAACGACGUUGCCCCCGCUAUGAUCGGUGACACGGGUAUGAUCCCUAAUGCGGCGGCCAUUCCUGAAGUUGCGGCUGGUAUCCCGCUUCAAAGGCUGGGGACACCGGAGGAGACGGCUAAUGUUGUUACUAUGUUGUGUAAGACGGGGUAUAUGACUGGCCAGAGUCUUCUACUGGCUGGAGGAUUGAAAUAG
This is a messenger RNA of Penicillium cataractarum, 831 nucleotides long. RefSeq names its product SDR family NAD(P)-dependent oxidoreductase. The record is from RefSeq and is a predicted model, not a curated record. Gene Ontology annotation, molecular function: oxidoreductase activity, acting on the CH-OH group of donors, NAD or NADP as acceptor. The coding region runs from base 1 to 831 and encodes 276 amino acids. The transcript has 2 exons. Lineage: Eukaryota; Fungi; Ascomycota; Eurotiomycetes; Eurotiales; Aspergillaceae.